Molecule: messenger RNA, 2243 nt
Organism: Eupeodes corollae
Lineage: Eukaryota; Metazoa; Arthropoda; Insecta; Diptera; Syrphidae
Exons: 1
Coding region: 965-1810 (281 amino acids)
Source: RefSeq, a predicted model, not a curated record
UAUCUACGCUUGGAUACAUUCUCUUCUCUGUAUAUCUACUUACAACAAUCAGCUGAAUCACCUAAAAUUUUUAACCUCGCCGCCAUAUUUGACAGCAUUAAAUGACGCACAAAAGUCACAGCUAGUAGCGGUGAAUGACGGCCGGCCGCGGCGGCGUUUAGAAGUGCAUAUGAUGCGAGCUGUGCUUAAUUUGACUCCAACUGACGUCAAACAAACAAACCAACGAACAAAAAUUAAUGCAACUCCCCUCCUCAUAAUAAGCGCUGGACAGCGACCGAGUAGUGGGUGUCAUUUGGAAACAGCGGACAGCGGUAGUGCUAUUCAGAUAUCAAAUGAGGGCUGCUGAUGAUGAUGAUGUGUGAAGUGAAGCAUUAACAUCAAAAAACACAAGUUAACGUAUCUUAUCUCCGGGAAAGUUGUUGAGCAAUAUACAAUUUUCAGAAACUCUUUAUCACAGUUUAGUCGGUUGGGAUGGGGUCGAUCGGUCGCGGUGUACGGUGGGUACUCGGUAAACUUCUCGCAGUGUUUACAGUAAUAUUAUAAAUGUAUGUGCGAUGUACCUGCUCUGACGUUAGUUGUGGGUAAUGAUAACCAAAACAAUAAAAAAAAAAGUUUCUCGUAAUCAGCACGCAAACGAUAAAAGAACACUCCGAUACGCCGCCGGCUGCCGCACCAUUGCCGCCGCUUGUAUCGCACUAAUACCAAAACGAGGGAACAAGCAAAAUAAAUGGACGAGUACCAAAGAACCGAAAGCUAGUUGUCAUCUAGAUGUUGAAACGUCCACAUCGUCAAUGUUCACAGUUAAUUCGCCUCACUUGCAAAUUUGUCUGUCAUUUCCGGCUUAUAAUCAGACUUUUUUGAGCGGAGAAACCCUAACGUGAUUUGGAUAAAACGCUCGCAACAGGAUACCAGAGCCACUUAACACAUCAAUCACGAUUACUUAACUACAAUUAAAACAAAAAAAAUGUAUACAAAAAUCGAACCAAACAACAAACCUCAAAGUACAAACAUUAUGGACUCCUGUGAGAUUUUGUCAAAGGACCUUGAAAAAAAGCUCAUUUUGAAGAGAAACUCCCACGACUUCGAAAUGAUGUCGCCAUCGGAAGAAGAAAUCAUGAGAUGUCUGCGGACUUCAAAGGCCAGAUUGGAAAGCAUCGAUUCCGUCCUUGGACUCGACGGCAGCUGUGGCGGGGACUCCAGCACCAUGGAUGCACAUCAACAGCCAUCAACGGCCAAGGGUCGUCGCCUGACACUCACAAUCACAGAUCUACCUCUACGCCCUGCCUUAUUGCCCAUCGCUGAACCAAACAACCUCCUAGACUCACCCACUACCGAAGUUCACAUUAGCCCAGUUCCUAACGUUUCCAGCAGAUUGCUGCUCGAAGAAAAUGUCGUCGAGAUACCCGAGGAUCGUUUCCUGUCCAGUUCCCGCCGACAAUCGGCACAGAGUUGCCUCAGCGACUAUCAAAGCAGCGAAGGUGGUGGAGUUGUUCGCUUCGUACGGACACCUUCAGUGGUCGUUUCGGACUACUCAGACGACACUACCACCAUGUGCGGAAUUAGCCAAGAGGAGAUCGAGUAUUUCCGGGCACAACGAUUGCGCCGUCGAUUCUCCAUGGACACUUCCGGCAGCAAAAAGGACGAGAGUACUUCGGACGUUAGUGCCUCAUCGUCGUGCAGCAAUCUUUAUUAUUGUGAUUCGAAAAUCAAUCCAUUGGUGUUAGAUAAGGCUGAUUGCUACGUCAAUAAAACUGGCACACAAAUCGAUCACAAGAUCACCGAAAGUUCUACGAGUACGUGUCAGAUAUGACUACAGUUAUUUCUGUUAGAUAUUGUAUAUUUUGUUGUUUUUGAUGCCACAAACACCUUCACCACCGCCCAACACCGGCAAAAUGUAUUUAAAAAGUACCUCCGUUAUAAUGAUUUAUUAUUUUUAUGAUACAAAUAUUCAAGGCGAUUUGAAAAACAAAUAAUAAAAUCGAUUGUAGUAACUUUAAUCAAAAAAGUGUAUUAACAUUAAAAAAUAAAAAUAACAAAAAUUUUGUAUGUAUGUAAAUUAUCCCUUAUCUAGAAGAAUAUUUUUUUAAGCAAAAAACUAAAUGCAACUGUUAGAAUUUGUAUAUGCAAUUAAUUAGUGAUCUUUUCCGUUCGCUAAGUAUUGAAAUAUUCGCAGUUAAUAUUUUUGGUGAUAUAUUAAGAAGAAUUUAAAAUAAAUAAUUUAAUAAAAUUGUUUAUGAAAAGUA